CGAGGUGACCAGGUGUCAGGUUUCAGUUUUGUUGACUGGUGACAGACUGCAUGCGGAAGGACAUAAAAAGCGCAGUUCCAUUAGAAACGUUUGAAUUUAAAGAAGUUAACAACGUAAGGCAGGGUGCAGUAAUGGCACAGAAGUAUGAUGGCUUGUCCCACUGUAAGCUGGCUCUGGUGUUUGCUGUGCUAAUGGACCUGCUGGGUGUGUUAUCCCUGCUGCUGGGGGUCUUUGCCCCACUAGAGAUCCAAGGCCAAGACUUUGGGGAUCUGCUGGUGUACACAGGAGCUUUGCUGGUACUGUUUUCCCUAGCUGGCUGGGUCAUGUGGUACAGUGGCAACAUUGAGGGUCUGCCCUCAAAAACAGAGCUCGGUGGAGUUGUGGGUGGCGCUGUGGACAAACUUGCCCGAAGCCUGAGUCGCAGGAUACGGCUGACCAGGACUCAUAGCAGCCCAUCAUAGGAAGAGGAGCCCCAAGACACCAAAGACUGAGUGACUUGGGUUGUCUUUAUUUAAGGAGAAGCCAAACUGCCUGAGGCAAAUGAGUGUCAAUACCAUUUGCUGUUCUCUUUACAAGAGAUCAUGUGAAUGAGGUGAUGUUAAUAACACCACCUCAUUCACAUGAAAAAGACCUGU
Molecule: messenger RNA, 635 nt
Organism: Archocentrus centrarchus (flier cichlid)
Lineage: Eukaryota; Metazoa; Chordata; Actinopteri; Cichliformes; Cichlidae
Product: transmembrane protein 238-like
Exons: 2
Coding region: 51-461 (136 amino acids)
Source: RefSeq, a predicted model, not a curated record